This is a messenger RNA of Gopherus flavomarginatus (Mexican gopher tortoise), 1531 nucleotides long. It is a transcript of the gene PLAUR, whose product is annotated as plasminogen activator, urokinase receptor. Gene Ontology annotation, cellular component: plasma membrane. The record is from RefSeq and is a predicted model, not a curated record. NCBI's taxonomy places the organism in Eukaryota, Metazoa, Chordata, Testudines, Testudinidae. Bases 43 to 1044 code for a protein of 333 amino acids. The transcript has 7 exons.
CGGAGCCACCGCGCCGGGACCGCAGGUUCGAGCCCCGAGGCGAUGGAGUCCGUGUGGGGCUGCGUCCUGCUGGGCGCGCUGCUGAGCCAAGCGGCCGCCCUGCGAUGUUACUCUUGUGACGGGGCCCGGAGCUGCCAGGAGACGGAGGACUGUGGGGAGCAGCAGGGCCGGUGUCGCACGACUGUCCUCACCAUGAGCACCCGCUCUGAGGUCUCCAAGCGGAUCCAGAAGGGCUGCGACGUGGAGGGGAAGCCCAACAAUUCUAUCUCCUUCCUCUCCCACGGGCAGAUUGUGACGCUGGCGGAGGAGCAGUGCGCUACCGACCUCUGCAACCAGGGGGCGCCAGACGCCCUGAGCACCUUCCUCUCCACCUCCAGCCUGCAUUGCCUCUCCUGCUCCUCCUCCGACCACUCCUGCUCCAGCCCCUCCUUGAUGGGGAUCCGGUGCCAGGACCCCCGGGAGCAGUGCGUGGACAUCACAGCCAUCUCCAUGCCAGAAGAGUUUCCCCAGGACGAGCGGCGCAUCAAAGGCUGCGGGCAGAUCUCUCAGUGCCAGGAGCCCCUGGGCUUCCACAACCAGGGCAGCUUCUACCUGCUGCAAUGCUGCAACACCAGCCUGUGCAAUAACGACGCCCACGAUUAUGAGGAAUCCCCCCUGCCCCUGAACGGGGUCACCUGCUACUCCUGCGAAGGGAACUCCAGCCAUGGUUGUGCCCCAGAAAACGUCACCCCGGUGCAGUGCCAGGGGCCCAUGACCCACUGCCUGCAGGCUGUGGGGAGCCACGAGCUGACGGGCCCGGGCACCGUGCUGAAGGGCUGCGCCACCCCGGCCUGGUGCGAUGCCCCCUACACCUCCAUCUACAAGCGCCUGGCCGGGGUCCAGGCCCACUGCUGCCAUGGCAACUUCUGCAACAGCUGGAUCCAGGCGGGUGCCCUCCCCCCAUCCAGGAGGAGCCGGGCCGGCCACCAGCUCGUGGCCCAGCCAGCCCUGCUCUGCGGCGCUGCCCUCCUGGCUGUGCUCAUCCUGCUGCCCAGCAGCUCCUAAUUCCCCGUCGGGCCACUCAGAGUGGGGAGCUGGGAGCCAGGACUCCUGGGUUCUCUCCCUGGCUCUGGGAGGGGAGUGGGGGCUGGUGGGUCAGAGUAGGGGGAGCUGGGAGCCAGGACUCCUGGGUUCUCUCCCUGGCUCUGGGAGGGGAGUCUAGUGGUUAGAGUUGGAGGGGAGGCUGGGAGUCCACUGAAUCUGUUCUCCACCCAACACCCACACACUGUGUGGGCCACUCCACUUCCCUGUUCCCCUCAGAUAUCUCCUUGGAUUUGAAGGUCUAUAAUUUAUUUUCCCAUUAUGCUAAGGCCUGUCCAACUCAACCCAUCUGCUGGGGUCCCCCUGGGGGGUCCUUCCCCAGCCCCUCACCCAUCUGCUGGCAGCUGACAGGCCACAACCCAGUUUUUAUUAAUUUUAUUAAUUAUAUUAAUUAUUAUAGUUAUUUGAUUAUUUAUGGUUUGUUUCGUUAAUAAACUUUAUUUUAUUGUAA